GUAGAGGGAGGUUGUGUGUGUGUGUGUGACGCUCCUAGCUGGCCAACACCGCUGCCACCUCCCAGUGUAACUCACUCCACAAAUUGGAAAACAUUUCUAGUAAAAAAUAACCACUGCCUUGCGUGACCUACCUGUGACAGUGGCUUCAUCUGUGCGAUAAACUGAACUGACUUUACUGGCCAAUGAAAUUGAUGGUAAAAACGAGAGGAAAAGUUUUCACAAUCUCAAAAUGGUAUAAAUAUUCAAAUGACAAAUGAACAGGAAUAACGUAAGAAAAAAAAAUGAUUCAUCCUGACACUCUACCUAAGACAUGGCACAGGCAUCAUAUGACGUACAGAGCAGAGAGAGACAUGUGUGAGUGAGAAGGCCACCACCAGGAAGCAGCAGGAAACAUUGGUGCUCAGGAAACAAGACUUGGCAUCCAUCACUGAGGGAGAAAGCAAGGAGACGGAACUCUUGUGUGUAUCCCCCACCCCCACGCGGUCAUUCACCCCGUCGUUAACAUCAGGACUGAGAAGAUGGGAGGUCAUGGUGGUGUUGGGACGUUUACAGCCACCUUCACCUUCGCCUGCUGCCUCGUUGCCUUCUGUGUGGUGAGAGGUAACGACACGACCAAGCCAGACAAGACGACCACGGGGGUAGAACAGAGCUUAAGCUAUAGCCGGCAAAAGGAGCAACAACGACAACAGAUGAAGGGGCUGGCUAGUAUAAGUCUCGGGCAGGUGAAGGGGCUAGCUAGUAUGAGUGACGGGCAGGUGAAGGGGCUAGCUAGUAUGAGUGACGGGCCCUUCAUCAGCGAGGAGGAGAGUGACAGUGUACCUGAUGGGCCGUACUUCCUCAAGAACCCAGCUACUCUCGUCACCGUCCGGGCAGGUCAAGCUGCUUCCCUCACCUGUAUAGUUAAACAGCUGGGCAACAGACAGGUGUCGUGGAUCAGAGGUCGUGACCUACACGUGCUCAGCUCUGGUCAGGUGACCUUCUCGUCUGACUCUCGCAUCAGUGUGUCGCACGUGAAGGACUCCUGGACGCUCACCAUCAGGUACACUCAACCCCGCGACGCUGGCUCCUACUCCUGCCAGGUGAACACCCAGCCGCUCAUCGCCUCCUGGUACAACCUUACUGUUGUAGAGGCGCGGGCCAACAUCCUGGGGAAGGAGACCAUGUACGUCCAGUUUGGCAGUACUGUCACCCUCGAGUGUGUCAUCAAGGAGGAGCUUGUUAUCCCAGGUCUGGUACUAUGGUACCAGGAUGACCGGCUGGUAGACCGAGACUCGAGGAGGGUGAAGGUGGUGACACAGGUAGCCAACGUGACCACCAGCACCCUGACGGUGACGACGGCAGCCCAGCAGGACUCCGGCAACUACUCCUGCUGGCCCUCGUCAGGACGACCCGACAGUGUCCUCGUCCACGUCAUACAAGGGGAGCCGCCGGCCGCCAUGCAGCACGGUAACUCAGCCGCCUGGGUGUCGACACUCCUGCUGGUGCCUGCCACUCUCACCUCCCUCCUCUUCCUCCUGACGUGACACUGACUCGCCCACCACCACAACCACCAGCCUCCACAGCCUUCACUACAGGAGCGUCCUCACCUUACACCUACCAACACCAUGCUCCACCGUCGCUGUUAUUUGCAAAAGGUCUAAGUAUGAGCCCACACAAGGCGCCACUGUACCAGAACCAAGACUACUCUAUACGGAACAAUUUCUUCUACAUUCAGAUGUUUAAUAGCAUUGAAAACACUAAAAAUUUUAAUGUGUUUUUUUUUACUCGAAAUGUCAGAAAAUUUGUUACUAGAAAAAAUUUGAUCUCCCCAAAAUUAAUUGAUAUUCUCUCAUCUUUUGGUACUAAGAAUGAAACCUAAAGAGUGAAUCAUACUGCUUUUAAUUCAUGUCCGGCUUGCACCCACGCGCAUGGACACGCACGUAAGUUUGUGUACCUUGAGUGAAGGAAGUUUUUAAACUAACUUACGAUUAGUUUUCCCGCACCUUUCAAAAAUAUUAUGUGCUACUGCUCUAACUCUUACUGUAGUACGAGGCAGAGAUUUACUUGUGUGUUCGAGAUACAAAGAACACACGCAUUAUCUGUUUCUGUGGAUAUGUGAUAUUUACUUGGGUGUGCGAGUGUUAGCAGCAGCUUAUGACAGGACUAUGAACAGCACCGUCACGCCACAAGUAUGAUGACAAAAAACACUGCCAAAACUGAUUAUUGAGCAGUAAACAGUGAGGCAUUAGUGUAAAUCUACGUGUGUACAGCCCGGUGGUGCGUGAGUGAUGACGUGAACUAGUGAGUGGAUCCAGUCACCAUCAUCACUACCUGGUCACAUUUAGUGUUAAGCUCAACCAUAUCAAUACAUUCCAUCACUCAACCAUAUUGGUUAAUGGGAAAUGAAGUUAAAAGACUCGUGUUGAUAAUGUGAAUCUUAAAUUGAAAAACAAAACAAAAAUAAGUACUUGGGUGUGUUUGUCACCCCGGUGUUCUAGUGCACGACACCAACAUGCAGCAGCAGACAGUCACACAAGCAGGGUGAGGAGCUGAAACAAGCAAAUCUAACCAUUAAGUACUCGGGUGUUUAUGUACGAAUAAUGUUUAUCAUCACACGACACGACCGAACAAGAGAGAGUCUUACAGGUACCGUGAGACCGAACAAGAGAGAGUCUUACAGGUACCGUGAGACUGUCUUAAUCUACAGCGUCAAGCAGUGAAAAUUAUCUCCAACAGCGACGACUGUAACUGCCCCGAGGAGGAGGAUGGUUCACAGAGUCCCAGUGACAGCCCGUGUGUCUGUUAUCUCUAAGGUAAUAUCGCUCACCACACGGCUCUCAAUUUAUGACUUUGAUACAAAAAUUAUUGUAAUUUUAUACAAAGCAUUUUUUUUAUAAACAUAAAUGUAUGUAA
Homarus americanus (American lobster) is the source of this 2892-nucleotide messenger RNA. RefSeq names its product zwei Ig domain protein zig-8-like. Gene Ontology annotation, biological process: synapse organization. NCBI's taxonomy places the organism in Eukaryota, Metazoa, Arthropoda, Malacostraca, Decapoda, Nephropidae. Gene Ontology annotation, cellular component: neuron projection membrane. The coding region runs from base 519 to 1523 and encodes 334 amino acids. The transcript has 7 exons. The record is from RefSeq and is a predicted model, not a curated record.